Messenger RNA from Oreochromis niloticus (Nile tilapia), 1220 nucleotides. Its product is annotated as ankyrin repeat and SOCS box protein 12. Gene Ontology annotation, molecular function: protein binding. NCBI's taxonomy places the organism in Eukaryota, Metazoa, Chordata, Actinopteri, Cichliformes, Cichlidae. The record is from RefSeq and is a predicted model, not a curated record. Gene Ontology annotation, biological process: intracellular signal transduction. The transcript is spliced from 4 exons. The coding region runs from base 119 to 1033 and encodes 304 amino acids.
UUCACACAAACUCACCGAAGAAGAACAGGAAACAGGAAGCAAAGAAGGAGGCUGUUGAUGGUGACAUAUCUUAGCAUCACGGGGGAAGAUUGCAGUACUUCUAAUAAAUGCAGGUUCUAUGCUCCAGCUAAGGACCGCUGAAGAAGAGAAAAGGAGUUGUGAAAUUUCCCAGCUGAGGCAGGCUGUGUUACAAAACAAUGACAGACUCCUUGAUGAGAUGCUCUGCCAAGAAAUCUACAAGAAAGUCAUCAACUGCAGAGGUGGCUGGGGCAUUGCAGGCACACCCCUGCAUGCUGCAGUGUCUAAAGGCCACCUCAGCUGUCUGCAGGUCCUUCUAGCUCACGGUGCCAUCAUAGACUGUGUGGACGUCAAGGCCCAGACGCCUCUGUUCGCAGCUGUUCGAGGGAAAUACCUAGACUGUGUCUUAACUCUCCUCAAAGCUGGCGCCAACCCCAACGGAAGCUCGUCUAACAAUUGCUCGCCGGUCCUCACUGCUGCACGGGAGGGCGACGCGGAGAUUCUAAAGCAGCUACUAAAACACGGCGCUGAGGUGAACUCCCGCUCCAAAGUCUUACUGUGGACCUCGAGUGCCAGAGUGUCCAGCGGGCCGCUUUAUUUGGCUGCUGUUUACGGACACAUGGAGUGCUUCAAACUGCUGCUCCUCUACGGGGCAGACCCAGACCACAACUGCACUGAUGCCAAGCUGCUGAGCUCUGACAAGCAGCCCAAAACUGUGCUGGAGAUGUGCCUCAGGCACGGCUGUGGCGUGGAGUACAUCCAGCUUCUGAUCGACUUCGGCGCAAACGUCUACCUCCCCACGCUGAUCAUCGAGAAGUCGACGAAGCAGAACGAGGCUGUGGAGCUGCUGCUGCGAGAAAGAGGAAAUCCAAAAGCUUUGACCUCACAGUGCCGACUUGUUGUGCGAAGACACCUCAGAAAGAUCAACAAGAUCAACUGCAUCGACCAGCUGGAAAUGCCCACAAGUCUCAUCAACUUCUUGCAACACAAAGCAGCCCCAGUCACUGUUCUGUAGAUAGUGAAGGUUAAAUUAUUUUAGGACCUGUGUUUUGUCUCUUUUUUAUUUUAGCUUAAGCUUUUAUUUGCAGGACCUUGAGCCCCUUUGUCCUCUUUUUAAAAUGGCUUCUGUGUGAGUGUGCAUUGUUCUUGUUCUUAAGACUGGUUCUUCAGCUAAAGAAUAAAGGUGGAUUAUUGUUGUGGAA